AUGAGUAGCACUGAAGGUAUUCCAAUCCGUCGUUUGGUUGUACAUGAUCCAAAAGAUAUGCCACUUCAUUACGGUGAAACACCAGGUGGAAGCAUUUUUUCAACAACACCAGGAGGCAGUCGUAUUUAUUACGAUCGGGCUUUCUUACUUUCUCGUCGCGACUCACCUAUGACACGUUCGCCGCCGAAUUUGCCAUUUAUUCCGGAAGUUACCUUGAUUCCGGGGCCGGACAAGAAUGGUGAUGUUGUGGAAAAUGGUCAUAGCACAGAUAAAAAGGACCGAGCAGGAUCGUCAGUUGAUAAGUCGAACUUAUCGAAAUCUGAUCGUUCAAAAUCAGUUAAAAAAGACGGUGAUGAUCAAUUUUCGAUGGAUAUGUGA
Messenger RNA from Adineta ricciae, 378 nucleotides. NCBI's taxonomy places the organism in Eukaryota, Metazoa, Rotifera, Eurotatoria, Adinetida, Adinetidae. The record is from the annotation of a GenBank genome assembly.